Pelobates fuscus (common spadefoot toad) is the source of this 1632-nucleotide messenger RNA. RefSeq names its product HAUS augmin like complex subunit 8 (gene HAUS8). The record is from RefSeq and is a predicted model, not a curated record. The transcript is spliced from 12 exons. Lineage: Eukaryota; Metazoa; Chordata; Amphibia; Anura; Pelobatidae. The coding region runs from base 404 to 1432 and encodes 342 amino acids.
CAGCAGGCCCUGAAGGGACAGUCACUUUCUGCUUGAGCUCAGCCAAGGCAUCAGACAGCAGCCCCAGGUGUCAUGGACUGGAAGCCCACAGCGGUUCCACGUACCGAGUCCUCCUGAAACCAUAGAGUCUUCCGCACAGAGCGGUCUCUACCAUAGAAGUGCGCAAGUAAAUCCUUCAAGUCUUCCAAACCAUAGAGACGACGGAGCUAGAUAAUCCUUUCUCACGCAACGACGCUCUGGUUUUUCCUCUCUCUCGUUUCUGAGUCUGCGCAGUGGGUGGUGUGCGCUGAGUUUGGCGGGAAAAGACGUAAACAUGGCUGAUUCUGGGUGAGUUUACCUGUGUCUCAGAACUGCUGUGUUAGAGGAUGGGUCACAAAACAGCUCAGGAGGCAGCAUUGGAGACAUGGCAAUUAAGAAAAAUAAAGGUGGAAAGAUCGUAAAAUCCCGUUACAUGCAGUAUGACAAGUGCAAAAUUGCAAAGAAAAAUCUGGCUAACACAACAGUAUGUUCAGGUGGGAAGGCACCAGAGAGAACCAGCAGCGGCACACCCACACGUAGAUCUAUAGCUCCUCAGCGAACAAAGGCUAUGCCGGGCAUUGCUUCUAAUGUUCUCGAUGGAAGUCUUUUUUGGAAAGAUGAUUUGCAGUCAACGUUGUUAGAUGGCCACAGGAUUGCCCGUCCAGACCUGGAUCUCUCUGUUAUUAAUGAUAAAACAAUGCAGCGCUUAACCCCUAGAUCUCAAUAUGCUUCAGAACAGAGGAAGCCAAAAAGAGAAACAUCUGUAAACAUUGUCCCAGAAGACACUGUAGAAAUAAUGGAGUUCCAAACCUUGAUGUUCACUUAUUUAACUAUGAAGAUGCAAAAAAACCUCAGUCGUCUUGAAGAGAAAGCAGAAAGAAACCUAUUGCUAGUGAAUGAAGAGAAGGAUCACUUGCAAGAGAAGGUGCAUAAGCUGAAACGUGAAAACUUGCUGUUCAAGAGAGAAGAGGAACUUCAUGAUCUGUUGGAUAAGCAGACUGAAGCUUUAGAACCUUCUAUAGAAGUCAAGGAUACGUUCGAGAACAAUUACAGAACAUUUGCCACUGCGCUCGAUUGCACCAGGCACCAACUACCCAUAAAGGAUAUUCAUGUUAUAGGCACACGUCAACGGUACCUAGAGGACCUACAGAAACAUUUAGAAACCACCAAAUCUCUCCUAGAGGAAACCAUAUCUACUUCAGCUGAGGAAAAAGCUGAAAUGUUUGGAACAAUUAAGGACUUGAAAGACAUUGUGAUUAAGACUGAUGCAGAACUUACUCGGACAUUCCACCAGGUUUUGGAUUUAUCCUUUAAAGUCAGCAAAGAAAUAUCUCUACAGAAUCAAAAAGCAGUAGAAGAAAGCUGUGAACUGGAUGUGGUAAAGCACUGGUACUUUGACCAGGCUCUUAUUUAGCUAUGUUCUCCUUACCUUACCUAUUAACCGGUUUCACAUCAAAGUGCACUGUCUCUUUAUUGGUUCGGUGGGAGGGGGGUUUGUUUUUUCUUUAAACAAUUGGAAUUUGUUAAGCAAUUGUAUUGAUUAAAAUCAUGUUUAAUGUCCUGUUCUUCAGUGUUAUUACGUGCUAUCUCAUUAAAAGUGUUAUUCAUUACUAA